CACCCUCUUAAGAGCAAAUUGCAAACACAAUCAGCUGCUAAUAAUUGCAAUUCAUCCACCUCCUGACCCUUACGGACGGCCACCCCCAACAUCUUAUCCAGAAGUGGUGUACGCAAGGCCACCUGAAAGAUAUGAACCGCCAGCUCCCCAAGUAAGUGACCAGGAAUUUGAAGAGAUCUUUCAGCGCAACAAAACGGUGUCAAGCAGUGCCAUAAAUCGGGCUGUGCAGGAUGCAAGUUCAGGCGAUUUCCCCAGCGCAAUAGAGACUUUGGUUACAGCCAUCUCUCUCAUCAAACAAUCCAAAAUUGCAUCAGACGAUCGAUGCAAAAUUCUCAUUAGUUCUCUGCAAGACACCCUUCACGGAAUUGAAGAGAAAUCCUAUGGCUCCAGAAGUAGCAGACGCUCAAGAUCACGAGAUCGAGAUCGAGACAGGGUGGAUAAAAGGUCUCGCCAUCACUCCCGGAGCAGAGAAAGAGAUGUCCGUGACUACCGUGAACGUUCACGAGACAGAGACAGGGAGAGAGACCGCCAUUAUGAUGACAGAAGAGAUAGAGACCGUGAAAGGGAGCGCAGUGAAAGAAGUGACAGAGGAGGAGAUCGAGACAGGGAGAGGGAGCGAAGUGACAGGGAGCGUAGCGAAAGAGAGCGAAGUGACAGAGAGAGGGCAGAACGGGAACGCAGUGACAGGGAGAGAGCUGACCGCGAGCGGGCGGAGCGGGACAGAAUUGAAAGGGAGCGCAGCGAACCGGGAACGAGGCGAAAGGGAACGUGGUGA
This is a messenger RNA of Candidula unifasciata, 775 nucleotides long. The record is from the annotation of a GenBank genome assembly. NCBI's taxonomy places the organism in Eukaryota, Metazoa, Mollusca, Gastropoda, Stylommatophora, Geomitridae.